AUGGGGUCACAAGAGGGAUCGUCAGCCAUAACCAUAGGCGUCUUAGCUUUACAAGGAGCUUUCAACGAGCACGUUCAAUUAUUACGGGAAGCCGCACAGAUCCUUGCCACCAAAGAUAUCAUUCAGAGAACAUGGACGUUUAAAGAAAUCCGCAACAAACCAGAACUAGACUCUUGCGAUGCCCUCAUUAUUCCUGGCGGCGAGAGUACAGCAAUCUCUUUAGUGGCUCAGAGAUGUAAUAUGUUGGAGCCACUUCGAGAUUUUGUGAAAGUAAUCAGAAAACCGACUUGGGGAACCUGUGCAGGCUUAAUAUUACUUGCUGAAGCAGCGAAUGCAACGAAGAAAGGCGGGCAAGAAUUAAUCGGUGGUCUCGAUGUUCGUGUCAAUCGAAAUCAUUUUGGAAGACAGAUUGAGAGUUUCCAAGCGGAUCUCAAUCUCCCAUUCCUGCAGCAAGCGGAUGGGAAAGAUUUUGAUACUUCUCAAAAGCCAUUCCGGGCAAUCUUCAUUAGAGCACCGAUAGUCGAGAAAGUCUUGCCACAUGUAUCAGGAGCUCAGACCGGUCAGGCUAGUCUUGACGAGACGGUAACUGCGCCAUCGAGGACGAUCGAUGAGAAUGUUGCGAAAGGCAUCAAGUUAGCGGAUGUUGAAAUUAUGGCCACUCUUCCGGGACGAGCGGCUGCUGUUCAAGAUGACAAGAAGGAGAAAUUGGAUGCUGAAGCUGGUGAUAUUAUUGCGGUCAGACAAGCUAAUGUGUUUGGUACCAGUUUCCAUCCGGAACUUACUGGUGACCCAAGAAUUCAUGUUUGGUGGUUAGAGCAGGUCUCGGAAGCAGUUGAUCGGAGGAGGGCACUUGCGGCGGAAACUGCUGAAUCGUAA
Molecule: messenger RNA, 876 nt
Organism: Glarea lozoyensis ATCC 20868
Lineage: Eukaryota; Fungi; Ascomycota; Leotiomycetes; Helotiales; Helotiaceae
Product: Class I glutamine amidotransferase-like protein
Exons: 2
Coding region: 1-876 (291 amino acids)
Biological process (GO): pyridoxal 5'-phosphate biosynthetic process; pyridoxine metabolic process
Cellular component (GO): cytosol; glutaminase complex
Molecular function (GO): glutaminase activity
Source: RefSeq, a predicted model, not a curated record